CUCACCGCCCUCCUCUCCCCCCACAGCACCAAACUGACAGACCGGAAGUGCGACCCCCGCCGAGGAAUCGAUGACCUUCGUUGCCCGGAAGGCUCCACCUGUGUCAAGGACGCUGAAGGUCAAGGCACGUGUUGCUACGGCCUCCCCGACCCCGCUGAUCCCAGUGACCCCCGUGACCCCAAUAACCUCCGUAACUCCGUGGUAGAAGACCCCAGAUGCCCAGGCGAAAACCGCUGCGGGAAAUGCCCAAAAGGACAGAGCUGCAAGAGAUUCGAACUGGAGUGCCUUGAGGCGCCGUGCCCGCACACCUACCGCUGCGCCCCUGCCGUCAAAGUGAAACCGGGACAUUGCCCCGCCAUCCCCACGUCCACCCCGCCGCCAUAUUGUCAGCGGAUUGUGCCGGAGAGAUUGUGCCAGACGGACUCCCAGUGUCCAGACAACCUCAAGUGUUGUAGGCCGACGUGUGGCGGCAGGACCUGUAUGAAGGCCAUUCUUGACCACUGA
Molecule: messenger RNA, 504 nt
Organism: Aplysia californica (California sea hare)
Lineage: Eukaryota; Metazoa; Mollusca; Gastropoda; Aplysiida; Aplysiidae
Product: antileukoproteinase-like
Exons: 1
Cellular component (GO): extracellular region
Molecular function (GO): peptidase inhibitor activity
Source: RefSeq, a predicted model, not a curated record